AUGGAAUUAUACGAGGAUAUCGAAUUUUGCGAUCCCAAUCAGAUCUACGGCGAAGAAUUACCAAUAUGCGAAGAUCCGUUCACAGUUUUCGAUCACUACAUGAAUUAUUGCGUUCCGGCAACCUUAAUUCAAUUCGCGGAUCAGGAAAAUGAGCCAAAUAUGAAGAUCAUCUAUGGUUUUCUACUUCCUAUUCUCUCUAUUGUAGUGCUUCUGUCGAAUGGUGUCGUCAUAUUUGUUUUGAACGAACAAAAAACGAAGCGUGCCACGGUCGAACCUCUGCUGUGGAUGGCAGUAAGCGCUCUGUUGAUGGCAGCAUCACCACUACCGUUCACUGUUUUCUAUUAUAAUCUCGGUCAUAUGCGAGAUCUCAAUCAAACGGAAUUCCUAUGCUACUUACAGAAGGUCUGUAUGGAGAUUCUACCUUUCUUUUUCAAUACACUGAUCACUUUUUUCACAAUGCUGUUAGGUAUCCAGAGAUUCAUUGCCGUUCAAUUCCCACUCGACUCAUUUCGAUGGUGUUCACGCCGACUAAUUCGACGAUAUUCGAAAGCGAUUCUCACCUUGGCCACCGUACUUACCCUAAUUCAUUCCACUUUCGAUAUUCGGGUUAUCUAUCAUUUUUGUAUUAGAGGACCAUCAACUUCAUUCUGGGUGGCGCGUUGUUUUGUUGGACAUUCACCGUUGACACGAGCAAUGGGUCCGGACACAUUUGCAUGGGUUUUCGACUGUUUUCGACUUGGCCUUAUAGUCGUACCAUCAAUUCUACUAUUUGUGAUUACAAUACUUUUAAUAAGGACCAUAAAAACCUCGGAUGCUCAGAAAUUGAGAAUGAAUUCCAGUGUGAAUCGCCAUAAACGUGUUAGUUCUGCAUCGAGGAACACAACAGUCAUGCUCACCGUAAUCAUCGCAUUGUUUUUGUUGGCAAGAGCUCCGUCAACAGUGUUGAUUAUCCUGGUGAAGCUAUCCGACGUUCUUCCGCUCGGCUCGUUGGAGUUCGCCCAUUCAGCCUACCUGCGGGCUUUUGCAAAUAUCAUUCUGGUCACGCUGCAUCCUAUUUCUUUCGCGGUCUACAUGUUCAUGUCGAGACGUUUUCGUGUGUCACUCCGACGUCUUCUUGGAUGGCGAUUCCUUGCCUCCGAUGAAGAAUUCCAUGCGUUUACAUCCUCGAUGAGAAAUUCGCAGUUUAAAGGACAAGUGACAAAGAAUAGUUGCUUCGCACUGAAUAUUUACAAAAAAGAAAGCCACACAUCAAUGCAGCAUAACUCACAUUAUUCGUCAUUUUCGAAGAAAAGUGUUGUGUUUGCACCGAAAACAUCAAAUGAUGGGACGUUAUUCAAUGGAACUCAUGCUACGAGGUCAUUGUCGAAUUGGUCGACAAAAAGUGGCAUCAGUAAGCUGAGUUUCCUCAGGCGAUUAGCGUUCACACGACGAUGCGAUACAGUUUAA
Necator americanus (New World hookworm) is the source of this 1446-nucleotide messenger RNA. RefSeq lists its product as uncharacterized. Lineage: Eukaryota; Metazoa; Nematoda; Chromadorea; Rhabditida; Ancylostomatidae. The coding region runs from base 1 to 1446 and encodes 481 amino acids. The record is from RefSeq and is a predicted model, not a curated record. Gene Ontology annotation, molecular function: G protein-coupled peptide receptor activity. The transcript has 12 exons. Gene Ontology annotation, cellular component: membrane. Gene Ontology annotation, biological process: G protein-coupled receptor signaling pathway.